Triticum urartu is the source of this 1560-nucleotide messenger RNA. RefSeq lists its product as uncharacterized. The record is from RefSeq and is a predicted model, not a curated record. Lineage: Eukaryota; Viridiplantae; Streptophyta; Magnoliopsida; Poales; Poaceae. Gene Ontology annotation, molecular function: carbohydrate binding.
GUGAGUGACAAGUGAUGAGAGAGAGAGAGAGAGAGCUGAGGGGAAAGCAACGGGACGACAGGGGAAAAGCUAGCGAGCGAGCGAACAAAAGCGACCAGCUAGCUCCGGCAGCACCCACUACGCCCCCUUUCGCCAAUCUACUCCACUUCACUCCACUGUAAAUCUAUCUAUCUGGGCCUGGGGAAGCAAGGAAUUUGAAGUCGACAUGAGCUAGGGUGAGAAGCCAAGCAAGCAGGCGACGCAAGAUCGACGGCUCUCACCACUCUCCCCGUGCCAGGACUAGGAGGGACGAUGCCGCUCCACCUGCUCCUCCUCCUCCUGCUCCUGCCGUCCGCCGCCGUGGCCGGCAAGGCCCGCCAGUCCUCCUCCUUCGCCCUCGAUUUCUUCCCUGGCGACGGCGCCAUCGCGCAGCUCGCUCUCACCGGCGCCAACGCCACCUCCGCCGGCGACAUCUCCAUGCGCUCCCCGCGCGCCCGGGUACAGUACCACAAACCCAUCCACUUGGCCCCCGUCGCCACCGGCUUCUCAACCUACUUCUCCUUCUCUCUCCACCCUAGCCCCAAAUCUCACGCCGCCUCCAUCGCCUUCUUCCUAACGCCCGCCGCGCCCUCGCCCGCCGUUAACGCCCUCGCCGUCGUCUUCGCCGCCGCGGACUCCAGCCACAUCCGAGUCCAAAUCGACCUCGCCGGUGAAACGGCCGCCCAGACCGCCCCCCGCGGCAUCCCCAAAAAGCUGCAUUCAUGGAUAGACUACAACGCCACAUCCGCCACGCUCCAGGUCCGUCUCUCUGCCUCGCGCCUCCCCAAGCCGCCGCGCGCGCUGCUCUCCCACCCGCUCCAUCUCCACUCCGCCCUCCUCCUCCGCAGCACCAAGCCCAUGCUCGCCGGAUUCGCAUCCUCCCACGCCAACUGCAGCCUCUUCAGCUGGGCCUUCAGGGCCAACCACGGGCCUCCCUACCUCAUGCACUCCCAGCCACUCAAUCCCACCGGCUUAUCGCUCACCACGCCGCUGCCACACCGCCUCCCCCGCGCUCCCCCGGGCAACCGCUACCCCUGGGUUUCGCUGCUGUUGGCGGCCGCGUGCGGCGCCGUCUUCACAUUCGUCGUGCUCUUCGUCUGGUACUCCAUGUGGAAGCGCCGCCCGGUCGCGCCGGUGGAGUACCCCAUGCACCCGUCCUCCUCCGACAUCGUCUACGAGAAGAUUGUGCUGGUCGGAGUCAAGGACCUCCCUGCCGAUGUCACCGCAGCUGCUCACAAGUAGCCGCUAUCCUCUCCUCUAGAUUCUACUGCAAGUGUGCUCCUGUAACUGUAAGUAGGAAAUUGUUGCUAGCAAGCGCGGUGGAAAAUGCAGAUUUUGCCGGCAAAGCGAACAACGCAAAUUCUGCACUUCCCACCGGGAUUAGGAUUCGAUUGCUCUUUCUAAAUUGUAACUUGUCAAUUGUCAUGUUAUCCACCACUGCUACCACUUCUUCUUUGUAUGCUUAUUAGUCCAUGUCCUAGUACUAUUCAAGAGCUCUCUUAUCAUCUCUAAUGGACAGAGUAACAUGAUGUUUGUUUUUUC